Messenger RNA from Plenodomus lingam JN3, 2379 nucleotides. RefSeq lists its product as uncharacterized. Lineage: Eukaryota; Fungi; Ascomycota; Dothideomycetes; Pleosporales; Leptosphaeriaceae. Gene Ontology annotation, cellular component: endoplasmic reticulum membrane; plasma membrane. Gene Ontology annotation, biological process: (1->6)-beta-D-glucan biosynthetic process; fungal-type cell wall organization. Gene Ontology annotation, molecular function: glucosidase activity. The record is from RefSeq and is a predicted model, not a curated record.
AUGGGCCCACCAGCACCACCGCCCUCGUUGUCAUCCCCCUCGUCACAAGCUGCGUCGCCCCCUUCAUCGACUCGCUCUGAUCACCACAAUGCCGUCAACUUUUCGCAUCUUGGGCGGUCAACGUCGAGAGUGAGUGCGACCAAGGAAGCAACGAUCGGAGCGGAACAAGGAGCGGCCCACAACGACGCAAGGGAGGAAGCAUUGGCAUCAGCAUCAGCAUCAGCAUCGGCAUCGGCAUCAGCAUCAGCAUCAGCAUCAGCAUCAGCAUCAGCAUACCCACAUCUGCACCCACACGCGCGGGACUCUGGGGAAGAUCGGAUCUCCAACUCGGCCUCAGCCUCGGAGCCCGACCUCCAGGACCACGAACCCGAUCAUGAUCACAUCCAUGACCAUAUCCAUGACUACAUCGACUCUGGCGUCCCCACAGCCUCCCACCACCCGUCUUCGCCAUUCUCACCGCCUGUCUCAUCGCCCCUCAACCCUUCCCAUUCAGCAUCGAGUAAUGGUCCCGCGAUACGGCCCACUCCACGGCCUUUGCUACGACACUCACAACACCGAAGUACCCCAGAUCUGCCUCUUCAGCCCCUGCGCUCAACCGACAGCGCCUUGACGCUCCAGGACCUGGGCACCGAUUACACUCGCUACUUCAACCCUUUUGCCCAUCACAACACCAGAAAUUCCAGCGCACGCAGUUCGUUUUCGGAGAAACGCUCAUUGAGCAACCUCCUGCUGGCAGGGGCCACGACGCCGCUCGGCCUCACAACGCCCGCGAACCCUUUCCUCACGCCCAACUCGUCCACCACCAAGCUGAACACUUUGUACGAUGCCGAAAAGAACCUCUCCUUCGUUGAUGAUCGCUUAAACGCCCCCUAUGAGGCCAAAGGUAUGGCCGCCUGGCCGCUGGUAGGUGAUGCCGCCGAAGACGACGACGAGAUGCACAUGCCACGUGACGACGAUGACAUUCGGUACAGGCCCAAGAUGAGCGAUCAUUUUACGAAAGAUAGUAUCAUUUCCACCAUUGGUCUUGCUGUCAUGAUCAUUGGCCUGCUGUUCAUCUUUAUUGCCCUUCCAGUGCUCUCGGCCGCCGGCAUCAUCGACUACAACUCCUCCUUUGGCGUCCCACUGAGCAUGAUGCCGCAACCCUCCCGGCCUGAACCAUGGGCAACCGUCAAUAACAAACUGUAUCCCCACUUGGUUGAGAUGCGCAACGGUCUCAUCGACCCCGACACUCCUGAGCAAGUCAAGAAAAGAAAGGGCGAGUUCGGCGACGACUAUGUCUUGGUGUUCAGCGAUGAGUUCAACCAAAACAACCGCACGUUCUACGAGGGUGAUGAUCCGUACUUCUUUGCCGGCGACUUCUGGUAUGGCGCGACGAGGGAUCUGGAAUGGUACGACCCGGAUGCUGUCACCACGUAUGACGGCGCGCUGGAACUUAGGCUCGACAAGUUCAGGAAUCACAAUCUUGAUUUUCGCUCAGGCAUGCUCAACAGCUGGAACCAGCUUUGCUUCAAGGGCGGCAUCUUUGAGGUUUCGGUCUCUCUGCCAGGACCAGGCGGUGCGCCGGGAUUGUGGCCCGGCGCGUGGACUAUGGGUAACCUAGGUCGACCGGGAUAUUUGAGUACGACAGAAGGCAUGUGGCCAUAUACAUAUCAGGCUUGCGAUGUAGGUAUCACUCCAAAUCAAUCAAGCUCUGAUGGAUUAUCCAAUCUACCCGGUCAACGCUUGCCCUCGUGCACAUGCCCUGGCGAAGAUCACCCGACUCCAGGUACCGGAAGGGGAGCGCCCGAAAUCGAUAUCAUCGAGGUCGGAGCUACUUACCCGCCACACAACAUGCCGAUUGCCACACAGAGUUUCCAGGUGGCUCCAUUCGAUGUGUAUUGGUAUCCCAACUACAACUACACUGCGUUCCCAGACUAUAGCCUCAGUUGGUAUAACGGAUACACUGGCGGUCCUUAUCAGCAGGCUAUAUCCGCAACCACCAACUUGAACAAGGAUUGGUUUGAUGGCAAGGCAUAUCAGCGCUACUCGUUUGAGUACCAGCCUGGCGAGGGUGAAGAUGCCUUCAUCUCCUGGAAAGUAGGAGACGAAACCAUGUUCAUGAUGGACGGUCGCGCAAUUGGUCCUAAUGGCAACAUUCAAGCCCGCCAAGUCUCGGAAGAACCAAUGAGCCUGAUUCUCAAUCUUGGAAUUAGUGAGUCAUGGACCUGGAUCGAUUGGGAACACAUGGUUUUCCCGGCAGUCAUGCGCGUCGAUUAUGUACGCUUAUACCAAAAGGAGGGCGAGGAAAUGGUUACAUGCGACCCGCCUGGCUUCGAGACGACGGCAUACAUUAAAAAACACAAAAGGGCUUAUACGAACAUGAACCUCACCGUAAGUUGA